This is a messenger RNA of Salvia splendens (bonfire salvia), 978 nucleotides long. RefSeq names its product protein FAR1-RELATED SEQUENCE 4. The transcript has a single exon. Gene Ontology annotation, biological process: regulation of DNA-templated transcription. NCBI's taxonomy places the organism in Eukaryota, Viridiplantae, Streptophyta, Magnoliopsida, Lamiales, Lamiaceae. The record is from RefSeq and is a predicted model, not a curated record. The coding region runs from base 1 to 978 and encodes 325 amino acids.
AUGGAUGUUGAUGAUGAAGGACGUCUGCGUAAUGUGAUGUGGGUACAUCCUCGUAGUAUAGCUGCGUACGAAGAGUUCCACGAUGUUGUGAGUUUUGAUACAACUUACCUUGUAAACAAAUACAAGAUGCCGUGGGCGACGGUUGUCGGAGUUAACCAACAUAACCAAUCAAUAUUAUUGGGAUGUGGUUUAUUGAGUCAUGAGCAGUCCGAAUCAUUUAAAUGGUUCUUUAGCAACUGGUUACUGGCCAUGAAAGGUGUUCAACCUACAGCAAUGCUGACAGAUCAAUGUGAGAGUAUAAAGAUUGCCGUGAAGGCAGUUUUUCCAAUGACUAUACAUAGACUUUGUCUAUGGCAUAUUGCCAAUAAAAUUCCACAGAAGUUCAAAGGUAUGGCUGAUUUUCGUAGUUGUUCGUCUGAUUUCUACUCAACGAUAUAUGAUAGUCUCAGUAUUGCAGAAUUCGAGUCAAGGUGGACAGAUUUUCUAUCUAAACACAGUCUUCAUAACAAUAGGUGGCUGAAAAAUUUGUUUGAUGAAAAGAAGAAUUGGGCACCCAUCUAUUCGAAUCAUAUUUUUUGGGCUGGUAUGGUAUUGACCCAACGAAGUGAAUCUAUGCACGCAUUCUUUGAUGGUUUUGUGAACUCAAAGAGCAUGUUGAAACCAUUUGUGGAACAAUACGAGAUUGCUAUUCAAAACAAAAUUCAGAAGGAGAUGAACGCUGAUUACCAGUCCAAGUGCGUGAUGCUGAAACCGGUGUCAACUUUUCAAUGGGAGAAACAAUUGCUAGGUGAAUACACUCAUAACAUCGACCUCUUGUUGCAAGUGGAAGUCAAGAAAAUUAGCAGUUGUAAUGUGGAAGAUGUCGCAAUUGGGGAAGAUGGUGUGAAUCGUUGCAAGAUAAAGGAGAUGCGAUUAGUGCAGAAUGUUUUUCACAAGGAAUACACUUACACUGUCGAGUAUCGUCCUUUUGGGGAAUAA